AAAGUAACCAAAAAUUGUGCCAACUUUGCAAGGCACACACUCUUAGUCUUGCCCGCGGUAUAUAACGGAGAGUGUUAAGCGACUAGUCGAUUAAGCGAUCGGAGAAGACUUAUCGCAAUCGCAGCCAAAAUCGCUCAAUUAGAUGAUGACGAGUAAUUACAGUGUAGGAAUGGAGACUUUGUUACAGCAGCACCUGAUUUCUCCGGCCGGCGCAAGUCCGGGAAAGGAACAACAAGCCGCCGGCGUCGGUAUUCUUCUUCAGAUUAUGAUGCUCGUUCUCUCCUUCGUCCUCGGCCACGUCCUUCGCCGUCACCGCUUCUAUUAUCUCCCGGAAGCUAGCGCCUCUCUUUUGAUCGGUUUGAUUGUUGGUGGACUAGCUAAUGUUUCUAAUACCGAAACUAAUAUUAGGGCGUGGUUCAAUUUCCACGAGGAGUUCUUUUUCCUUUUCCUGCUGCCUCCUAUUAUAUUUCAGUCGGGUUUCAGUCUAGCACCCAAACCAUUUUUUUCUAAUUUUGGAGCCAUUGUCACUUUUGCAAUUCUUGGAACUUUAAUAUCUUCUAUUGUUACAGGCAUCCUAGUAUACAUUGGUGGGGUGACAUAUCUCAUGUAUAGACUCCCAUUUGUUGAAUGCCUUAUGUUUGGCGCUCUUAUAUCAGCAACAGACCCCGUCACUGUUCUGUCAAUAUUUCAGGAGCUUGGCACAGACACUAAUCUGUAUGCUCUGGUCUUUGGAGAGUCUGUUUUAAAUGAUGCAAUGGCAAUUUCGCUAUACAGGACUAUGUCGCUGGUAAGAAGUCAUGCAUCAUCUGGGCAGAAUUUCUUUGUGGUCAUUCUCAGAUUUCUCGAGACGUUUGUUGGUUCGAUGUCAGCAGGUGUUGGAGUUGGAUUCAUGUCUGCUUUGCUUUUCAAGUAUGCAGGACUGGACAUUGACAAUCUUCAGAACUUGGAGUGCUGUCUUUUUGUGCUAUUCCCAUAUUUCUCGUACAUGCUUGCAGAAGGACUUGGUUUGUCGGGUAUAGUGUCAAUAUUGUUCACUGGAAUUGUUAUGAAGCAUUAUACCUACUCAAAUUUGUCUGACAAUUCUCAACGAUUUGUAUCUGCAUUUUUCCACCUGAUAUCAUCAUUGGCGGAAACUUUUGUAUUUAUAUACAUGGGUUUUGAUAUUGCAAUGGAACAACAUAGUUGGUCCCACAUCGGCUUCAUCUUUUUCUCAGUUAUAUCGAUUGGAGUUGCCAGAGCAGCAAAUGUGUUUUCGUGUGCAUAUUUGGUGAAUAUGGUUCGACCUCCUAAUCGAAAGAUACCUUCAAAGCAUCAAAAAGCACUGUGGUACAGUGGACUUCGAGGAGCUAUGGCCUUUGCCCUGGCCUUGCAAUCAAUUCAUGAUCUUCCAGAAGGGCAUGGUCAGACAAUAUUCUCAGCCACUACUGCAAUAGUUGUCCUUACGGUACUACUGAUUGGAGGAUCGACAGGUACCAUGCUGGAAGCCUUGGAAGUUGUAGGUGAUGGGCACGAUGCACAUGAUGGGGCCUUAGUUGAAAGCUUUGAUGAACCUAAUGGCUACAUAGCGCCUUCAUAUGGCGGCGAAUCAUCAUCGGGGAACAAGCUGAAGAUGAAGCUUAAAGAAUUUCACAAAAGUGCUGCGUCAUUUACAGCAUUGGAUAGAAAUUAUCUUACUCCAUUUUUUACAAGUCAAGGUGGGGAGGAUGAUGAAGAAGCAGAGGAGCUCAUGCCCAGCCCAAGAAGGUGAGGAGGUUACCAGUACAGGAGCAAAUGACUUAUUCCGACAUAGUGAAAGGCAUUUGCACAACGUGUGCAACUAAUCAUGUAAAAAGGGUUUUCAUAGUUUGCUGAAUGCCAUCUUUUUCACCUUCGGUUUAUAGUUGCAGAAAAGUCGACGAGAAUAGAUUUUAGUUUUAGUCUACAAGGCUCAAGGCAGGAUAGCCAGAUAUCUAGAAAGCCGGAAAAUUGUCAGUCAUGUACAUGGUAUUAAGGCUAGGGGUAAAAACUUUAAAGAAAAUUUGAAAGUGAUGUAAAAUUGUUCCCAUUAUUCUAUUAUUACUUGUAGCAUGGUCAAAAGCGAGGUUAACCACUUACAGAAGGCAAAAGAUCUCACUGCAAUUCCAAGAAGAUGGCAACUCUGGUCCUGAAUAAAAAGAACUGUAUAUGCUAAUUUCACUUUUCUACAGAUGCAAUUCUUGAUACACUGGUUAUAAUUUCAGGAAUUAUUAUGUUUAUUAUA
Molecule: messenger RNA, 2239 nt
Organism: Daucus carota subsp. sativus
Lineage: Eukaryota; Viridiplantae; Streptophyta; Magnoliopsida; Apiales; Apiaceae
Product: sodium/hydrogen exchanger 6
Exons: 22
Coding region: 143-1747 (534 amino acids)
Biological process (GO): proton transmembrane transport; sodium ion import across plasma membrane; potassium ion transmembrane transport
Cellular component (GO): endosome; plasma membrane
Molecular function (GO): potassium:proton antiporter activity; sodium:proton antiporter activity
Source: RefSeq, a predicted model, not a curated record